Magallana angulata is the source of this 1314-nucleotide messenger RNA. Its product is annotated as CDK-activating kinase assembly factor MAT1-like. NCBI's taxonomy places the organism in Eukaryota, Metazoa, Mollusca, Bivalvia, Ostreida, Ostreidae. The transcript has 8 exons. Gene Ontology annotation, cellular component: transcription factor TFIIH holo complex. Gene Ontology annotation, biological process: positive regulation of cyclin-dependent protein serine/threonine kinase activity; nucleotide-excision repair; regulation of transcription by RNA polymerase II. Gene Ontology annotation, molecular function: cyclin-dependent protein serine/threonine kinase activator activity. The coding region runs from base 12 to 941 and encodes 309 amino acids. The record is from RefSeq and is a predicted model, not a curated record.
CUACUUUUAAAAUGGACGACCAGGGAUGUCCUCGCUGCAAAACAACAAAAUAUCGAAAUCCGUCCUUGAAAUUACUUGUCAACGUUUGUGGACAUUCCUUAUGUGAAACUUGUGUUGAAGCGUUGUUUGUAAAAGGUUCAGGAAUAUGCCCUGAGUGUGGAACAGCUCUGAGAAAAAAUAAUUUCAGGGUUCAGUUAUUUGAAGAUCCUUUUAUUGAAAAAGAGAUCGAAGUCAGGAGAAAGAUUCUAAAAGACUAUAAUAAAAAAGAGGAAGAUUUUAAAACUUUGGAAGAAUACAAUGAUUACAUUGAAAUGAUAGAGACAUUAAUUUUCAAUAUAGUGAAUAAUAUUGAUGUGGAUGAAACAAGGCAGAUGAUAGAACAAUACAAAAGAGAAAAUAAAGAUCAAAUUAAUAAAGGGAGAAAUAAAAAGAGCAAGGAUGAAGAGUAUUUAGAGAGCCUGAUUGAACAAGAGAAAGAGGAGAGUUCCCUCAAGAGAAAGUUUAUUGUGGAGGAAGAACAGAGGGAGAAGGACAGUAAAAAGAAGCACAAGGAGGCUCUCCUAGACGAACUGAUGUUCUCAGACAGAUCAGCUCUGGAUAUUCUCAAUGAGCACAAGACAGAUAUAGACAAGGAGAAUGAACUCCGCAUUCCUGUGAUGGCAACAACAAAGUUCUCAACAGGAAUCAAACUGGGAGCACAGGGUCCCUUCAUGUCUGUUCCCCAGCAGACAGUAGAACUGUUCACUUACAGUCCCAUUCACCUGGAUGUUUUAGGCCCGGAUCCACCGGAUGAAGAAGCACUGGAGACAAAUGGGUAUUUAAGACACAUAAGGAGUGCUUCAGAUGAGGAAAAAGGCGGAGGGUUUGAAUCUAAACUGGCCUGCAUGCGGGCUCUACUAGAUGCAGUGAAUGGAUUGUUUUAUCUCCCAGAUCAAGUCUGACAGACGCUGCUCACCUGCAAGAGGAAGUGACGGUGACCAGACAGGCAUCAUGGAUAUACAACCGAGUGUCAAGGACAGGGGUCUUAAUGAUUGAACGACCGACAGACACUGCUUUAGUGUUGCUAGUGCCAGAUCAAGGAGCAGUUUAUGUGUAUGUCAAAGAAUGGCCGUUGCUGGGAUGAACGGAACAUGUUUGCUCCUACAGUGCUGGUUUUUGCCAUUAACUAUAACUUUUUUUGACAGGAUUUGAUAUACUGCCAUGACAAUACAAGUUUGCUUCAGAAAAUGGGGUGAAAAAUAUUGUACAUUUACCGAGUUUAUUCAAGUUAUUUUGUUACUGCAUUUUUGCAGAAUAAAAGCAGAACAAUUCAUA